Molecule: messenger RNA, 405 nt
Organism: Camellia sinensis
Lineage: Eukaryota; Viridiplantae; Streptophyta; Magnoliopsida; Ericales; Theaceae
Source: RefSeq, a predicted model, not a curated record
AUGAACCACAUUUGGCCACCUCAACCAGUCACCAUCUCUGGUUGUCGGAAACUUCCUCUGGAGAAUUCUUUAUUUGUGAAGGAGUCUAAAUGCAGCUUUGGACAACCUCGAGUAGAGUAUCUUGGUCAUAUUAUCUCCGAGGAUGGGGUAGAAGUAGACCCUUCAAAAAUAAAGACUAUGGUUGAGAGCCCUACACCAAAACAUGUUUGGGCACUACGUGGAUUUCUUGGCUUAACUGACUAUUACAGGAAAUUUGUCAAGGACUAUGAAAACAUUAAUGCACCUUUAAAAACCUUGUCACAAAAGGAUGCAUUUAAUUGGGGGCCAGAUGCUGAAGCUGCCUUUGUCAAAUUGAAGGACGCUAUGACGUCUGCUCCUGUCCUUGCUCUACCAGAUUUCCUUUAA